Molecule: messenger RNA, 1559 nt
Organism: Chelonia mydas (Green sea turtle)
Lineage: Eukaryota; Metazoa; Chordata; Testudines; Cheloniidae
Product: golgin subfamily A member 1
Exons: 5
Coding region: 191-871 (226 amino acids)
Source: RefSeq, a predicted model, not a curated record
GGAGCACAGCACUAAACACUAGGGGGCCAGAGAAACUCUUUUGCAGGGAGCAGCGACUGGGCUCUCGGCUCAGUGGGGUUGGCACAAGGGCAGCAGCUGCAUCCAGAGACACAGCGGCAGGAGAGGAAUAAACUGCGGGGAACAUUUGUCGCUCAACCUCCACCCAUCUGAGUCUCUGGAGCGAGAGCUGAUGGGGGUCGUGCCCAGGCCCGUCUCUCUAGGGACCGAACACAUGGGCACCAAGCGUAACAAACUUUGCGUCUGCCUGGUAGGUGCCUCCGUCGUCAUAUUAGCUGCCAUAUUAAUCACUCUCACUUGCUGUGUGGUCAAGUGCCAGGGGCAGCUGAAGACCUCAGAUCUGGAUGAGAAACUCGCCAACCUGGAGGAGGACAAGGGGGCCCUGGAAAAGCAGCGGGACGGGGCGAGGGCAGAGGUCACGGCGCUGCGGUCGGAGCUGGCUGGCACCAAUCAGACCCUCUGGGAGUUGCGCGGGCGCUGGGACUCCUGCAGGAGCCUGACGCAUAACCUGCACAACAACAUCACUGCCCUGAGCAACAAAAUCACACAGCUGGAAGCCAGAGAUGCUGAGCAGGAGGCCAAGGAACAAGGGUUACAAGACGAAAACGGCAGGCUCAGAAAGCAGCUCUCCAGCCAGUCCCAGCAGCUGCAGGAUUCCCAGCGGCAGCUGCAGGAUUCCCAGCAAGAAUUCCAGCAGCAAAGAGAUCAACUUGAAGCUAACAUCCGUCGGCUGAACUUGGAGCUCCAAAGCCAGAGGAAUCAGCACUCCAGCGGGGACAGCCUCAGGGGUCACAGUGUCACUCUCUACCUGGCUCCGCUGGUUCUGUCCCUCAUUGGGACCCUUCUCCUUUAAGAGGAGCAGCUUUGUACAGGCGGGAAACUGAAGCACAAGGCCAUUCGUGAGUCUCCCCAGGAGCACAUGGAAGAGUCAAGCCUUGAACUCAGCUCUCCUGAGCACCAGCACAUAACUCUAAGGCCAUGCUUCCUCUCCAGUCCUCCCUUUCUUCCUCCCUCUGCUCUUCUCUAGCUCAGCGCGGUGGGUCAGGGGAUGGGGACACAGGACUGUCUCUCUCGCUCUCUUUAUUUCCAUCAUCCGUCCCCACUGCCCCAGUGCAGUGGAAGAGUGGAGAAUCCCCACGGGCACACGGUGCACUGCAUAGCGCAGCCAGCUCGCUCCCCUCCAAGACACCCUCAGGAGAACUGGUCUAAGCCACUAGCUUGCUACGACCUCGGCCCUUCCCCAGGUUGUGCAGGGAGACGGGCCCCUGUCCAGUCGGUCCCUGGCAGAAGGAUCUCGUUGGCUCCUGCCCGAAGGAUCUCGUUGGCUCCUGCCCAGCACUGGAGGACGAUGGGGAAACAGUGAAGAAGAUGAAGGGCACAGGGAGGAUGGAGCCACUUCACCCAGAGCCAGAGCCCCUGCGAUUUCUUGGACUCAGAUUAUCCCAGACGACGAUUGCCCUGAGCGGGGUCAAGCCCCAGCUGGGGUAUUUGCUGCUCCCUUAGGGUUUCUGUUUUUCUAAUACAAUGUUGCCAACCCCAAA